AUGGCGGGGUUUUUCUCGCUAGACGGCGGAGGAGGAGGCGGAGGCGGAGGAAACAACCAAGACGAGCAUCGAACCAACAGAACUCCUCCUCCGCCUGCAUCAGAGGCUUGGCUCUGGUACAGAAACCCUAACGCGAACGCAAACGCUCCUUCAUCCUCAAACGCUGCUUUAGGUACACUUGAGCUAUGGCAAAACCACAAUCAGCAAGAAAUCAUGUUUCAGCAUCAACAACAUCAGCAAAGGUUGGAUCUCUACUCCUCCGCGGCGGGCUUAGGUGUCGGACCAAGCAGCCAUAGCCAAUUCGAUAUCUCCGGCGAAACCUCAAACGCCGGCGCCGGAAGAGCCGCAGCAAUGAUGAUGAUGCGGAGUGAAGGUGGAGGCAGCGGAGGAGGAAACGGUGCGAGCUGUCAAGACUGUGGGAAUCAGGCGAAGAAAGAUUGCGCUCACACGAGGUGUCGUACUUGCUGCAAGAGCCGAGGCUUCGAGUGUCCUACUCACGUGAGAAGCACGUGGGUUCCUGCCGCAAAACGCCGUGAGAGACAACAGCAGCUAGCCACGGUUCACCCUCCGACGCAGCUGGCACGCGGUGAGAGUGGUGUACCGAAACGCCAACGGGAGAAUUUGCCCGCAACUUCGACGUCUCUUGUCUGCACUCGCAUACCUAGUCACAACGCUUCAGGUUUAGAGGUUGGGAGUUUUCCGGCGGAGGUAAGUUCGUCGGCAGUGUUUAGAUGUGUGCGAGUGAGCUCAGUGGAAGAUGGAGAAGAAGAGUUUGCUUACCAAACAGCCGUAAGCAUCGGUGGUCACAUCUUCAAAGGCAUUCUUUACGACCACGGUCCUGGAAAUAGCGGCGGCGGCUAUAACGUUAUCGCUGCCGGUGAGAGCUCCUCCGGUGGUGCUCAGCAGAUGAAUCUCAUAACAGCUGGCUCUGUCACGGUGGCAACCGCCUCUUCCUCCACUCCAAACGCCGGUGGUAUUGGCAGCUCCUCAGCCGCUGCCACGGCUUACAUUGAUCCAGCCGCUCUCUAUCCAACUCCAAUCAACACUUUCAUGGCCGGUACACAAUUCUUUCCCAACCCAAGAUCAUGCUGA
Messenger RNA from Microthlaspi erraticum, 1092 nucleotides. The record is from the annotation of a GenBank genome assembly. NCBI's taxonomy places the organism in Eukaryota, Viridiplantae, Streptophyta, Magnoliopsida, Brassicales, Brassicaceae.